AUGUCCAGCGGCGACACCCAAGGAAUUGUCAUUGACGCUGGCUCCUUCCGUACCAGGGCUGGAUUUGCCGGUGAUGAUGCGCCUCGCUCUAUCUUCCGAACUGUCGUCGGCCCACGCUCCGUCGGCGACGCAGCCAUCCAAAACAACGAACCCCUCGUAAACCCACUCCAGAACAGCUCCGUGACAAACUGGGAUGCACUACAGAAGAUCUACUGGCACGCCUUCUACAGUGAGCUGAAGGUCGCACCGGAAGAACACCCCGUCCUGCUCGCCGAAUCCCCAUUCACCAGCGACGCGGAUCGGGAGAAGACCGUGCAGAUGAUGUUCGAGAACUUCAACGUUCCCGCACUCAAUAUUGUGCCUGAUGCUGUGUUGGCCGUGUAUGCAUCCAAUCGCACUACAGGCCUAGUCAUUGAUGUUGGGAAUGAAUACGCCCGCAUCGUCCCCGUUAUUGAAGGGAAAUGUGUAGCGGAAGCAAGAGCCCAAGUUGAUUUUGGAGAUCUCUCGAUUGCGAUAUCAAACGUAGCUCAAACCUUUGAUGAAAGCGUUCAGGCUAGUUUGUAUAGCAAUGUAAUCCUGUCCGGAGGAAACACGGAUCCUGGCCUGGCAGACCAUCUGCACAAUGCGAUCGCUAACGUCGCGCCGGAAUUUGCAUCUAUGAACAUUACCAGCCCCGCGAAUCGUGAAUACUCGGUCUGGCUGGGUGGUACCCUUGUGGCUUCGGCUGAUGCCGAGGGCAUCUGGAUGUCUAAGGAGCAGUAUGACGAGAACGGUGCUGGGGUUUUGAAUGGGAAGUAUUAUGCAUAG
Messenger RNA from Aspergillus pseudonomiae, 807 nucleotides. RefSeq names its product actin family. The record is from RefSeq and is a predicted model, not a curated record. The coding region runs from base 1 to 807 and encodes 268 amino acids. Lineage: Eukaryota; Fungi; Ascomycota; Eurotiomycetes; Eurotiales; Aspergillaceae. The transcript is spliced from 6 exons.